Molecule: messenger RNA, 1835 nt
Organism: Biomphalaria glabrata
Lineage: Eukaryota; Metazoa; Mollusca; Gastropoda; Planorbidae
Product: tektin-3-like
Exons: 9
Coding region: 120-1700 (526 amino acids)
Biological process (GO): cilium assembly; cilium movement involved in cell motility
Cellular component (GO): nucleus; microtubule cytoskeleton
Source: RefSeq, a predicted model, not a curated record
CAAAACCUGUGAUUGUCAUCACUGACAGCCAUUUGGCAAGAACGCGAUUGAUGUGCUCGCCAUUUUUUUGUCGGCCACUGAAACCACCACCAGGCUAAUUCAGAACAAAAAGGAGCCAAAUGGCGACCUGUGGAGCGGUUACCCAACCGCAGUCAGCCGGCCCACCAAACUUUGGCAAUGUGGAAUAUCUCGGUGCCACUGCCACGUCAUCGUACAUGACUGGGCCCAGACAAGCUGUCCAGUUCACACAGCUCCCCACCAUAGGGACCAUGCAGAACCAAUACAAAACAUACGACACCUACCCAGCGCCUUCACCCAUGAGACGAUCUCUGACCACCCUGCCAUGGCGACCAAGUACUUACUACCAAUCUGCCAAGGUGAAUCCAUGUACUGCUAUCACAAGAAGUAUGCCGGACCCGAUGUCGGCCAGAACACAACUCUCGGAGCUGGAUAGCCUCAAAGUGCCGCCAGUGUUCGCUGCCGCCAGAAACGCCCUCUACACAAGGUUCACCCCAAACGACUGGAUGGCCUCCAAUCAAGGCAACUACCUGGCGUCGGACAGGGUGCGGGGAGGCUCGGAGAGGCUCCGGAUGGACACAAUGCGCCUGUGUAAAGAGUACGACGAUAAAACAAAGCGUACCCAGGCAGACGUGGGCAAGAGGCUGGGAGAGAGAAUAGGUGACAUCAACUUCUGGAAGACCGAACUGAAUCACGAACUUGACCAGAUGAUCACUGAGACAAACGCUUUGAAUGAAGCCAAGAGGAUCCUGGAGAAGAACCUGGCAGAGACGGAAAACCCACUACACAUUUCUCAGGAAUGUCUGUAUAACAGAGAAAAGCGUCAGUCUAUAGACCUUGUCCAUGACAACCCUGAGAAAGAACUGAUCCGUGAGGUAGAUCUGAUCAAGAGAUGUCAAGAGAGAAUGAGAAAUACAGUCGAUAGAGCUAAUGUCCAGUUAGGCUUGAACCGAGCCGCUCAACAUGAGCUCGAGAGAGAUUCCGGAGACAAAUUCAUCGCCGAGAACCUUGACACCACAACACACAUGUUGAGAAAUACCAGCAGAGGAAUCGCUUACCACGAUGGUGUCCAUAGAAUAGACAACACAAUUAGUGUUCCAGAAACAUGGGCCAAGUACACCAAUGAUAACAUACAGAGAUCUCAAUCGGAAAGACUGGCGUCUAAAAACAUGAGAAAUGAGAUUGAAAACGUCAUUAACGCGUGCAACAAUGAGAUGUGGAUGCAAUGGAACGCGGUGAACACGGCUUUGAACAGUCGCAUCCAGGAGACCACAGAUUCUAGGAACAAGAUCCAGCUGCACUUGAACAAGACGCUGCAGGAAGUGUUUGACAUGGAGAAGAAUAUUGAGCUGCUGAAGAAGUCUAUUCAAGACAAAGAAGCUCCAAUGCAGGUGGCCCAAACACGAUUGGACACACGUCUGCGGCGGCCCAAUGUGGAACUGUGUCGUGACCCGGCCCACAACCGAUUGGUCGAGGAAGUGAACGAGAUAACGGACACAGUGGAUCACCUUCAGCACAAACUCCGGGAGUCCGAGAACGCGCUGCAGGCGCUGCUGAGGACGAAGGGCGCCCUAGAACAAGACCUGUCCAUCAAGAACACGACCCUGUUCAUUGACAGGGAGAAAUGUAUGGCCAUGAGAAAGACGUUCCCCAUGGCGCCACGUUUGGUAGCAGUGGGUUAAGUUGACCCAGGACUAGCAGGGAUCUCUGCGAUCUCAACGAGAUUUUGUAUAUGAACAUCUAAUGUUGUUUACUUGAGCUAUUUACACUCGCAAAAACAAAAGUUUGUUGGAUUAAAACUAUGCCCAGUCAGCUUA